AUGGCUUCUUACGACUCCAUCAACAACAACAACCAGGCUCGGUCGCCAUACGGUUCUGGCGAUCCCUACUAUAACGAAUCUACCGGUUUUAUAUCCCCUCCCAAAGCUGCAAAGCGUGGCCUCAGCCCAUGGAUCAAGUUCGGUGUCCCCGUGCUUGUGCUAGUCAUUAUCGGCGCCGUCGUCGGUGGUGUGUUGGGAAGCAGGAGCUCGAACAAGAGCGAUAGCUCAAGCAGCGGGAGCAGCAGUCCCGCCACCAAGACGGGCGAGGCAGCUGCCAGCGCUGCGGCGAGCGCAAAAGCCCAGAUUGGGUUAUUCCCCACCGCGACAGACAGCCAGUACAUGCGACCAAUCUACCCUUCUACGACCAACACUGCCGCCUUUACCGAACCCACGAUUACGCCCUCCAACAACGCCGCCCUCGCAUGGCCCGAGGAUCCCUUCAAACCUUCGAACCCUUCGGUCACAAACGUUCGCGAGGAUCGACCCCGUCUCCUUGCACCCGCCUACAAAUGGGAAGCACUACCUAACCUUAUUCGCAACGAUCCCUACCUCAGCAGCUGGAACGACACCAUCUUUGGCAACGCUACAACCUACUUCAAUGCCCCGCCUGUUCGUUACUUCAUGGAUGGGGACAGUGGCAUUCUCGAUAACGCCCGCGAAAUCAAAAUGAGGAUCAAGGCCUUCGCCUACGCCCACCGCAUGACUAAGGAUACCCGCUGGGUCGAUAGGACAUGGGCUGAGCUUCAGAACGCUGUAUCUUCCGACUUCGGCCCCAACAACAGCACGAAAUGGAACCCCUCCCAUUUCCUCGAUGCCGCUGAACUUUCAGCCGCAUUCGGCAUAGCAUACGAUUGGUUGCAUGACAUGUGGACCGACGACCAACGCAGCCAAAUCCGCGACAACUUGAUCACAUACGGUCUCAGCCAAGGAGCUGCCGCAUACGACGGCGCAGACUUUGGUUGGUGGAGGACCAAUAUCCAGGGUAACUGGAAUUGCGUCUGCAACGGUGGCUUGACAUUGGCUUCGCUCGCAAUUCUUGGCGAUGAUACUACGGGAACUGCCACUAAGCUCCUCGGUCAAACUGUCAACAAUGCGAAGCAGAACUGCGCCUUUGGACCUUCGGAAGAUGGUUCAUGGUCGGAAGGUGCUAACUACUGGUACUUUGGUACUACCGGGCACGCCGAAAUGGCGUCGGCUCUCAUUACCGCCACUGGCUCACAUUACGGUCUCCUCGAUACAAACCCCAACUUCCAUCUCACUGGCCUUUACCACAUGUAUGUGACCGGCAACACCCUCUUCGAUUACGGAGACCACGGUCCAAACAAAUUCUCCACCACCGCCAACUCCAUGUUCCUCUAUGCCGAUCAAUACAAGCAGCCGGAGUACGCCCUCUUCCAACGUGAUCAGCACGAUGCCCCAGAGCCAUGGAGCAUGUUCUGGUACGAUCCCAGCAUCUCCGGCGCAUUCUGGAACGGUCUGGCGCUCGACCACUCCUUCGACAGCGCUUCUGAUCAAUGGGUUUCGAUGCGGAGCAGCUGGACUGACCAGAACCUCCUGUUCGUGGGUAUGAAAGCAGGUACCAACCAAGGUCAUCAGACGCACAAUGAUCUCGAUGUUGGUGACUUCGUUUUGGACGCUAUGGGCACUCGCUGGGCGGGAGAUCUCGGUUCGGCCGACUAUAACUCGCCUCAGUACUUCAACAGCGAUGCUCAGGAUGCCACUCGCUGGAGGUACUACCGCAAGGCGACUGAGGGCCAGAACACUCUCCUCAUUGGCGGCGUUAAUCAGCUAGUUACCGCCCGCCCGACAGUCAAAUAUCAGUCUUCAGGCACAGAGCAAGGUUCCAGCACUGUUUUCGAUGUGCCUAGUGAUUCCACCGCAUUCUGGGUGACUGAUAUGUCAAGUGCUUAUGAUCAAGCAACUUCCGUCAAGCGUGGUGUUAGGCUCUUAAACGCACGCAAGCAAGUCCUUAUCCAAGACGAAGUCAAUGCAUCGGCUGGUAUCCAAUGGCGGAUGCAUACCAAUGCGACUGUUGCAACCGAGGGUAGCACGGCUACGUUGACAAUCGACGGCAAGACCACAAAGAUCACUAUCCUAAGCCCGUCUUCUGGCUUUACUCUUGGUACGGCACCGGCUGCCCGCUCGUCCAACGACGCAAACGCAUCGCCACCUGUCAGCGACCAACCAAAUCCUACCGUUACCGUCUUAACCAUCGACUUGCCUGCUGGAAACCAUAAUCUCCAGGUGCUGUUCAACCCACAGUGGCCGGGCAUGUCAGAUGGAGAUUUCAAGACACCACCUUCCGUUCCUCUAGACAGUUGGUCUCUUUCUAGUCACAAUUAA
Messenger RNA from Pleurotus ostreatus (oyster mushroom), 2343 nucleotides. RefSeq lists its product as uncharacterized. The record is from RefSeq and is a predicted model, not a curated record. Gene Ontology annotation, molecular function: lyase activity. The coding region runs from base 1 to 2343 and encodes 780 amino acids. Lineage: Eukaryota; Fungi; Basidiomycota; Agaricomycetes; Agaricales; Pleurotaceae. The transcript is spliced from 4 exons.